UGUCACCCGGCGAACUCGACUUCAACGAGCUGCACAUCCCGAGCCCCUUCCUCGGCCCGCACAACAAUGCCGGGAGCUCAUCCCAGGUCUCUGGCCAGCCCUCGCAGGGCUCUGGCAACUCUCAUGGUAUGACGUCGUCGAGCAAGCGGCGCACUACAUCUUCGAGCGGCGACGAGUCCGCCUCCCAGAGCAAGCCCGCGCGCAAGCGGCAGAUACGCACCCCGCCCGUUGGGCCGUCGACAAGUAGCAGGAGGGGCAGCAUUCGCGGCGGCACGCGGUCGGCGAACUCGACGCCCCUCUUCCCGCCGACGACGUCGACGAUGCGGCCGAGCCCCGUGCAGCGCAGCUUCCACGGGUCCGGCGACGUGCCCGGCGAUACGCCAUCGCCGGUCGAUCCGCCGAUGCCGCCCCCGGCCCACCCUGCGUCCUACGCCCCGCCGUCAAAUGCGUCGACGUCCUCGGUGUCCCCGCCGCUGCCUCCCACGCCCACCUCCGCCGCUGGUUCGCAGACGCCGAGUCAGAUCGCCCCAGUCACGCCGGCGAGCAUGCUGAAGCUGGGGCGGCUGGCGGUCAGUAGCUCGCUUGUUCAGCAGCCCAGCACGCAGGACGGCGCCACGGGCCAGAACCCGAGGGAGGGCAGGAUAUCGACCCGGUCUACUGCGUCCAAAGGGAAGGCCGUGGACAAAGUCGCUAACGGCACGCUGACAAGCCCCGCUCUCAAGCCAAUCCGCCCAGCUGGCAACGCGGUGAUGACGCCGAUGGCGGCCUCGCCUACGUCACCGUUCUCGCAGCCCGGUAUGGUCGUGCGCAAGACGUCACACAAGGCGGCGGAGCAAAAGCGGCGCGACUCGCUCAAGACGUCCUUUGACGACCUCCGCAUCCUCCUCCCGCCGAUCCCGCUCCCGUCCGAGGAGGGCUUCCCCGACGAGCCGCUCCUGCCCGGGGCGAUGCCGCCCCGCGGACCGCCGAAGGGCAACACCGAGGGCCCGAACCGUGGCGUCAGCAAGCUGCAGCUGCUGCGCUGCGGAAACGAGUUCAUCAAGGUGCUCCAGGGCCGCAUCGAGCGGCGCGACGACGAGAUCGUGCGCCUGCGGCAGGAGGUGCGCCGGCUACGCGAGGUCGCAGGCGAGGACACCACCGAGGCGGUCGAGGGCCAGGAGAUGAUCGACCUUGAGCGGGACCUCGACGCGUGCGAGGUCUCGACGGGGCGCAUAUUCGGCCGGGCGAGGGCGUCGUCGAUCACGGAGGGCGACGGAGACGAAGACGGAGAUUAUUGAGGUGAAGUAUCUAUGAAGGCAGGCUCGGACAGAUAGCAAUGAAACGCGUUGUACUUAUUCCCUUCUGGGCGUUCUUGCUGGGGCUACUAUUAUAUAGACGAAUAGAAAGUAUGUCGAGAUGUAUUGUUAGUUACCGCCUGUUGGCCAUAUGCCUAUCCUUAAAAGCACGUCCGCUGCGUAGCAUACCC
Messenger RNA from Trametes versicolor FP-101664 SS1, 1465 nucleotides. RefSeq lists its product as uncharacterized. Gene Ontology annotation, biological process: positive regulation of transcription by RNA polymerase II. Gene Ontology annotation, molecular function: protein dimerization activity; DNA-binding transcription factor activity. The transcript is spliced from 2 exons. NCBI's taxonomy places the organism in Eukaryota, Fungi, Basidiomycota, Agaricomycetes, Polyporales, Polyporaceae. The record is from RefSeq and is a predicted model, not a curated record. Gene Ontology annotation, cellular component: RNA polymerase II transcription regulator complex. The coding region runs from base 129 to 1277 and encodes 382 amino acids.